AUGUGGCGCCUGCUCAGAACAGCGGCAGUCUUUGUCCAGCAGGCCCUCCUCAGGCUGGCAAAGCGACGGCGCACACAGAAGCCGAGGAUUCGGAUCGUCUGCCUGUCGGAUACUCAUUCGCAAACUCUUGCGAUUCCGGACGGCGACAUCCUCAUCCACGCCGGUGAUCUUUCCCGCUCUGGCCACGCGGACGAGAUCCAACAAGCCAUCUCAUGGCUCUCCUCGCAGCCUCACAGGUACAAGAUCGUCAUUGCCGGCAAUGCAGACCUCUGUCUCGAUGGGGGCGCGACGGGCAUGUCACGAACAGAUGAUGCGAUGCGCAUCGACGGGGGCUUGGACUGGGGAGACGUACGAUACCUUGAACGCUCGACCACGACCCUCGCAUUCGAAGAUCACGGAGCUCGUCGCAUCUUGACCAUCUACGGCGACCCGAGCGUCCCGCGCUGCGGCCCUGACGGGCAGGAAGCGUUCCAAUACGACACGGACCAAGACUACUGGCGCGACUCGAUACCGCCUGGGACGGAUGUGCUCAUAACCCAUACACCGCCGAAGCACAUCCUUGACGAGUGGGACGGAGCAUCGGAGGGCUGUGCAUCACUGCUUCGGGAGGUCCAGCGGACGCGCCCGCUUCUACACGUGUUUGGGCACAUCCAUCCAGCAGCUGGCAUCAGAAGGGUGAUUUGGGAUCACACGCUCGCAGAUAGCCUCCCUAUGCUCUCGUCGGCCUUGACAGAGGGCAAAAACCUAUCUGUCCAGGCCGAGACUCACGGAUGGGUAGCACUCAUGAGAUUCUUGGUAGGCUCAGCUUACCAGGUUGCGUGCAGCUGGCUUGUCGGCGGUGUUGAGUCGGGGAUCUUUGUCAACGCUGCGUGCAUGUCUCCGGAUGGCAUGCAUCUGAAGAACCCACCGCAUGUGGUGUAUAUCUAG
Molecule: messenger RNA, 927 nt
Organism: Purpureocillium lilacinum
Lineage: Eukaryota; Fungi; Ascomycota; Sordariomycetes; Hypocreales; Ophiocordycipitaceae
Molecular function (GO): hydrolase activity
Source: RefSeq, a predicted model, not a curated record